This is a messenger RNA of Triticum dicoccoides, 2341 nucleotides long. RefSeq lists its product as uncharacterized. The transcript has 4 exons. Lineage: Eukaryota; Viridiplantae; Streptophyta; Magnoliopsida; Poales; Poaceae. The record is from RefSeq and is a predicted model, not a curated record. Bases 123 to 1928 code for a protein of 601 amino acids.
GGCAAGAUUCCCCCACACGGCCGCCGUUCCCCUCUCCUCCAUCCUCCACUGGCGUCUCGUCUGCUCGUCGAGAAGCUCAAACCCUAGUCUCGCCAAACCCUAAUCUCGCUGAGCCCCAGCAGAUGGCGGAGCCCUUCCCCACCAGCGACCCGAGAGAUCUCAGAAUCAUAGCCCAUGUGCUCUAUGGUCUUCCCCGACUGCCAGGCGGUGGAGGAGGCGCGGUGCGCGAUCGAGAGGCUCGUCGCCCUGGCGGUGCUGUGGAGGGCAGGGGCGACGCGCCGCUGGGGAGCGACCACGGGGUCACAGGAGAUGCCGUCACAUCCAGUAUCCCUUCCGUACCAGAGGCGGCCCGUGGCCCCGAUCUGGAGGGCCUCGCCGGCCGAGGAGCAGGUAAAGGGCUUCCAUCAGAGGCACGUCGUCGCGGUCGCGUGGAGGGCAGGGGCGCCGCGCCGCUGGGGAGCGACCACGGGGUCACAGGAGAGGCCGUCACAUCCAGCGCCCCUUCCGUACCAGAGGCGGCCCGUGGCCCCGAUCUGGAGGGUCUCGCCGGCCGAGGAGCAGCUAAAGGGCUUCCAUCAGAGGCACGUCGCCGCGGUCGCGUGGAGGGCAGGGGCGCCGCGCCGCUGGUGAGCGACCACGGGGUCACAGGAGAGGCGGUCACAUCCAGUGCCCCUCUCGUAUCUGAGGCGGCCCGUGGCGACGAUCUGGAGGGCAUCGCCGGCCAAGGAGCAGGCGUAGGAGAAGACUUCUCCUGCAGCAGUAUGAGAGGACCGGGUCCCCAAGAGGAGGCUGCUGCCCCAACAGCUAGAGUCAGUUUGGAUCCUGGAUCCUGCAGCCAGGAAGAGCUGGGGGGUGGAGAGGAUCUUGUGUCUCAGAAUCUGGUCCACGAUCUCACUCUUGUCAGCACCAAUAAUGUUACCGCGGCUCUCAGUAAGACCAACUCUCCAGUUUCUCACUUCAGAAUUGACUCCAUUCUGUUUGUCACUGAGCAGUUAGACGAUUGGUUUAAGUUGCUGGUGACCAAGAAGGUCAAAGAAGUUGUAGUGGUAAAUCGCAGAUGGCCCAAGACAGUGGUUGAUUUCCCAAUCAACGGCUUAGACAACACUGGAGUCCAGCAGUUGAGCAUAUGUUUCUGCAAGAUUCCGGAUGCAUUAGUGUAUGACAUGGACACCCUGCUGGUGCUCGACUUAUCCCAUUGCUAUAUCAGCAAAGAAACUCUUCAUGAUAUGGUUUACAGAUGUAAAAAAUUGAGAGAGAUACAUCUGGGUUAUCACAAGGAAUCUAUUCUUGUUUCUUCAGGAACUCUGCAAUUGAUACAGCUGUGGUUCUCCCAGAUGGAUUUAAUAGAGGUCCGGGCACCUCUACUCCAAAAAAUCACAGUGUCAGCUGUGCCAAAGGGCAAGGAUAAGCUCAGAGUACGCCUUCAGGGCUGUUCACAACUACAUACUCUAGUUGGCAAUAUAUCUGCUCAGGCGAUUCUGAUAGAAGGUCAUGAUAUAAGAAUGGGGACCAAGUUGAUGACCACAUUGAAGAAUCUCCAUAUUGGUGUAUCCCUGUCCAAAGAAAAAGAGCGAAAGCACCUCUUAAAUAUCUUCAAAUACUUCCCCUAUCUUGAGAAGUUAACACUAUGGCGCAUGGACGAUGUAUCAAGCGAUGAAGCCGUGGAGGCUGCAAUUGACGACUGGGCAGAUGAACUCAGGGCACUUGAGAUCAUGCGCCAUCUCCGUUUGUUGCAGUUUCAAGGAUUUAAAGGCGGAGUCUUUGAAGUUUGUAUCGCUGAAGCAUUUCUCAAGCUUUCCACAUCGCUUAGGGACCUUGUAAUUGAAUCUGACAUGGAGGAUACGUUCGAGAGGGCGAAAAGUGCUUUUAAGCCGCCAAGUCAAGUAAAUAUCUCGUACCAGAAGUCAAGCGUUGCUGCAUUGGAAUAAAGGCUCAGACAAACCGGGCAUGAGCCAAGGAAUCACAGUUACUAAGUCACAAUUGAUCUGAAAAAUGCAAUGCAAAGUCUACAAUGUGGCCGCCAAUAGAUAGAAAGCAUCCAGGUGCUGAGUGUACAGCACAGGUUUGUUGUAACACUAAAUUUCACAAGGAAUGAGUUCUUGUAAAUGUUACUCGGUUGUUGCAGCCACUUGCUGCAUCUGAAUGGGUUGGAGCUUUUGCUGAAAACUUGGUAGUGUUGUUUACUUGCAUUUUGAGCUUCUGAGAUCAAACGAUGGUAUCCGCUGAUUGAGUUCACAUUCGGAAGUAGUAAUGUAUGUUUUUGUGUUUGCAAUACUGUAUUGUAUCACAGGGAUAUUCUGUAUUGAUAUUUGUAUAACUGAGGUUAUUACACUUUUUCUCA